AAAUAAAGAAAAAACAUUUACGCGGCACCGUUUGGCUUUGCGUGCUGUUUCCAGUCGGAACUAUUUUGGUAACGCUCCGCCGGUGGUGCGGCACUCCAAGCACAGCUGCAUCUGCUUACCACCUCUGCUCUGAAACAUUGCGGGUAUUUCUACCUGCUGGAGGGAUGUUGGGGCGACAGUCGAUUUUAUGAGACUCAGUGACUAAACUACAUUCAUUUGUUUUUUUUUUCGUUUUUUUUUUUUUUUUUUUUUUUUACAAAUGUUUAUUUCAAGACAACCGCGCUCGUAAUGUCCGCUUUUAUCAAAUAAUAAAUUAUUAAACUUAGGUUUUUGGGUCAUGUAAAAGAAAAAUGGUUCCUUUAAAGCGGAGGAAAGUCGCCAACUCGGGCACUCUGAACGCUGGCACACACAAUAGCGCAGCAACACAGCCAAACAAGUUCCCUCAAGUUAUUUUAUUCUUAUUGGAAAGGAAAAUGGGAGCCAGUCGAAGAGCUUUUCUCUCUCAACUCGGACGGAGGAAAGGAUUUCAAGUGGAGGAACUGUUCAGUAAAAACGUGACGCACGUUAUCUGUGAGAGCAACACUGCACAGGAGGCCAGGAUGUGGCUGGAGGCUCAGGGAGCAGGGCAGGCAGGGCGCCACCUGCUGGACGUCAGCUGGUACACAGAGAGCAUGCGUGACGGACACCCAGUGGAGAUACUGGACAGACAUAAGCUACAGGAGUUUGCAGUGAAUGACUCUGAGGUUACUCCCUUCUCCGUUCCCGGCUACGCCUGUCAGAGGAGGUGCACCCUAGAAAACCACAACGCUGUCCUGACUGAUGCUCUAUCGCUUCUGGCUGAAAACGCAGAGCUGAGCGACGAGGACGGCAGAGGCGUGGCGUUCCGCAGGGCGGCCGCCGUGUUGAAGGCACUUCCCUCCGCUGUCACUAAUAUGUCCCAACUCACAGGCCUGCCCUGCCUGGGAGGACACUCACUCAGAGUAAUCAAAGACAUUUUGGAGAACGGAACAUCAAGUGAAGUUGAAUCCACUAAGGAGUCUGAGCGGUUCAAAGCAUUAAAGGUGCUGACGGGUAUUUUUGGAGUCGGGUCAAAGACCGCGGACCGAUGGAUCCGAGAGGGGAUCCACAACCUGCAGCAACUGAGAGACUCGGGGCAAACGCUCAACCGUGCUCAACAAGCAGGUCUGGAGCACUACGACGACAUCAAGCAGCCGGUCAGCCUGGCGGAGGCUGAAGCCAUCAGGGGGAUUGUGGGAAGAGCCGUCGCCUCCGUCUCACCAGAGGCUCAGAUUGUUCUCACAGGAGGAUUCAGAAGGGGGAAGCUAACGGGUCACGAUGUUGACUUCCUGAUUACUCACCCUGAGGAGGGCAGUGAGGUGGGACUGAUGCCCAAACUGGUGUCCUGGCUGGAGUCACGGGGCCUGCUGUUGUACCAGAAGACCACCAGGAACUCCUACUUGGAGUGUAGCGAGGGUCCGGGCCGGCCCCCCUCCAACAUCGAUCGCUUCGAGAGAUGCUUGUCCAUCUUCAAGCUGUCGGCAGGACAAACAGGAAGCGGUGUCCAGUCAGACGAAACCACAGCAUCUCCAUCGACCACAGAGAGACGGUGGAGAGCGGUCAGACCCCAUCUGAUGAAGGGAGUCGCAGUGCCUGCUCAUCCACUGGGACCGGUCUCGCUGGCCCCCAUCAAAGCCCGGGGAGCCUUUGAUGAGGUUGAUAGGGAUCAAUGGGACGAGGGUAGAGGCCUUAACUGA
This is a messenger RNA of Poecilia latipinna (sailfin molly), 1754 nucleotides long. RefSeq names its product polymerase (DNA directed), mu (gene polm). Bases 351 to 1754 code for a protein of 467 amino acids. The record is from RefSeq and is a predicted model, not a curated record. Gene Ontology annotation, biological process: double-strand break repair via nonhomologous end joining. Gene Ontology annotation, cellular component: nucleus. Lineage: Eukaryota; Metazoa; Chordata; Actinopteri; Cyprinodontiformes; Poeciliidae. The transcript is spliced from 10 exons. Gene Ontology annotation, molecular function: DNA-directed DNA polymerase activity; DNA binding.